Molecule: messenger RNA, 2240 nt
Organism: Trichechus manatus latirostris (Florida manatee)
Lineage: Eukaryota; Metazoa; Chordata; Mammalia; Sirenia; Trichechidae
Gene: DNAI2
Product: dynein axonemal intermediate chain 2
Exons: 15
Coding region: 6-2240 (744 amino acids)
Biological process (GO): outer dynein arm assembly; cilium movement
Cellular component (GO): outer dynein arm
Molecular function (GO): dynein heavy chain binding; dynein light chain binding
Source: RefSeq, a predicted model, not a curated record
GCACCAUGGAGAUCGUGUACGUGUACCUCAAGAAGCGCAGCGAGUUUGGGAAGCAAUGCAACUUCUCGGACCGCCAGGCCGAGCUGAACAUAGACAUCCAGCCCAACCCCGAGCUGGCCGAGCAGUUUGUGGAGCGGAACCCUGUGGACACGGGCAUCCAGUGCUCCACCAACAUGUCAGAGCACGAGGCCAACACAGAGCGGUUCGAGAUGGAGACCAGGGGGGUUAACCACAUCGAGGGGGGCUGGCCCAAGGAUGUGAACCCCCUGGAGCUGGAACAGACCAUCCGCUUCCGGAAGAAAGUGGAGAAGGACGAGAACUACAUCAACACUAUUACACAGCUCGGCUCGAUCAUGGAGCACUGCAUCAAGCAGAACAAUGCCAUCGACAUUUACGAGGAGUACUUUGAUGAUGAGGACCCGGUGGAGGUGACGGAUGAGGCCCCUUCGGCUAAAACUAUCAAUGUUUUCAGGGAUCCCCAGGAUAUCAAGCGGGCAGCCACGCACCUCUCCUGGCACCCUGAUGGCAACCGGAAGUUGGCGGUGGCAUAUUCUUGCUUGGAUUUUCAGCGGGCACCUGUGGGCAUGAGCCUUGAUUCAUACAUCUGGGACAUGGAAAAUCCCAACAAGCCUGAAAUUGCCCUGAGGCCGACUUCGCCCCUCAUCACGUUGGAGUACAACCCCAAGGACUCCCACGUCCUUCUGGGAGGCUGCUACAAUGGGCAGAUUGCCUGCUGGGACACCCGGAAGGGUAGCAUGGUGGCGGAGCUGUCCACCAUCGAGUUCAGCCACCGGGACCCUGUGUACGGCACCAUCUGGUUGCAGUCGAAGACGGGUACUGAGUGCUUCUCAGCCUCCACAGACGGGCAGGUCAUGUGGUGGGAUAUCCGGAAGCUGAGCGAGCCCACCGAGGUGGUGAUCAUGGACAUCACCAAAAAGGAGAUGCUGGAAAACGCCCUGGGCGCCAUCUCCCUGGAGUUCGAGUCGACUUUGCCAACCAAAUUCAUGGUAGGCACAGAGCAGGGCAUUGUCAUCUCCUGCAACCGUAAGGGCAAGACGCCCGCCGAGAAGAUCGUGUGCACCUUCUCGGGCCACCACGGCCCCAUCUACGCCCUGCAGAGGAACCCUUUCUACCCGAAGAACUUCCUGACCGUCGGGGACUGGACGACCCGCAUCUGGUCUGAAGACAGCCGGGAGUCAUCCAUCAUGUGGACCAAGUACCACAUGGCUUACCUCACCGACGGCGCCUGGAGCCCCUCAAGGCCGGCAGUUUUCUUCACCACCAAGAUGGAUGGAACCCUGGACAUCUGGGACUUUGUGUUCAAGCAGUGUGACCCAGCCCUCAGCCUGAAGGUGUGUGAUGAGGCCCUCUUCUGCCUCCGGGUGCAGGACAACGGGUGUCUCAUCGCCUGUGGCUCCCGGCUGGGGACCACCACCCUGCUGGAGGUCUCGCACGGGCUUUCUACCCUCCAGAGGAACGAGAAGAACAUAGCGUCUUCUGUAUUUGAACGUGAGACCCGGCGGGAGAAGAUCCUGGAGGCCAGGCACCGAGAGAUGCGGCUGAAAGAGAAGGGCAAGGCUGAGGGCAAGGAGGACGAGCUGAGGGAGGAGGAGACUGCCAUAGACCUGGAGGGGCUAGUCACCAAGGCCGAGGAGGAGUUCUUCGAGGUCAUCUUCACGGAGCUGAAGAGGAAGGAGAAGGACGCCAUGAAGAAGAAGCCAGAGCAUAAGCAAAGUCUGGAGGAGGAGGAGGAGGAGGAGGAGAACGAGAUGGCGGACAAAGAGAUUGGGGAAGAGGAAGAAGGGGCCUUGGCCACCAUGAACCCCAGCCCCGAGGCCACGCCACCUCCCAGCCUAGCCCUGGAUAUCUUCUUAGAUACCUUGAGAAUCGUCUUCCUUCGCAAGCUUACACAGCCUCAGGCAGUGGGCAAGGGGCCCCCGGCCCCGAGGCGCCCAGAAGCUGCCAGACGGACGCUGGGCUCCGGCGGACGCACAGACGCCAAGGACGGUGGACGCCUAGGCAGCACAGCCGGACAGCGGCGCAGGCUUGGGCGCCUACCGGGUGGAGGCGCCAGCUCUCGUCCGCAGCGCCGGGAGGGGCGGACCCAGGAGGCAGGAGGUGCCGUCCCUCCUCCGGCCCCGCCUCCCUGGCAGCAGCAGGGCAGGAGGCUGCGAGCAACGCCCGGAGGGGACCUGGCGGCCGUGGGGGUGCGCCCGGCCAUGCCCGGUGUCACGGCCUGA